Molecule: messenger RNA, 981 nt
Organism: Paramecium octaurelia
Lineage: Eukaryota; Ciliophora; Oligohymenophorea; Peniculida; Parameciidae
Source: the annotation of a GenBank genome assembly
AUGAACGUUGCAGAUAGAGGAAUGCAUAUUAUUCUCAUGUAUUUGAGAAUGAAUGCUUAUACAAUAUUAUCAAUUUAAAUGCUUACCAAGGUUAAUCAAAUAUGUUCAAGUAGAAAUAACCUAAAAUUUAGAUGAUGGAGAAUAAUUUUUAUCUGUUUCUGUAAAGGGUGCAAGUUUCAUGAUUAUACUGAAUUUAACAGCAUUUAUUUAUGUGAAAGCAAAAGAGAAAAUGCAGGUUUCUGAUAAUUUUUUGUUGGCUUUCUUAAACAUAUGUUGGGGAAUCAUUGAAUUUAUGAAGAGUUAUCAGACUACUGAAAUCAAUUUGAAUGAAUGCGAAUAUGUUAUUAAUAUUUAACAAAUCACAUUUUACUUUUAGGCUACUACUGCAUUAUUGGUAACUAAAUGAAAGUGACUUAGGUUGUAUUAGCAUUCUUUUUCAGUUAAAUUAUCAUAAGAAUAACUAGUUUACCAAUAAGCUGUGUUUCUUUAUAUUUGAUAUUUGUAAACGAGAAGUAAAGUUGCUUGGAAGACAAUAUUUUUUACUUAAUGAUUUUUUCAACUGUGUGGUUGAUUGUAUUAGGAGUUCCAUAUAAUUUUUUUAUGAGUGCAAAUAAACGAGUAAGAGGUCCCUAUUAAUUUUUGACAAGCAUUGGAAUUCUCAUACAGAUACCAGUUUGUGGUAUAAACACACAAUAUAUUUUAAUAUAGUUUUGAUUUAUCUUUACGGAUUGAAUUAUAAGAAUGACGCAUGUCAAACAGCAUAUAGUGCUCAAGAAAUAUAUUUGGUUAUUGCUGUAUUGCAAUUGGUGAUGCUGCUUCUAUACUUUGCAUACUACAAAGUACUCAUUUAGUUUAAUAUAGAAAUUUGAAAAAGAAAGACAGAAUUAAGAAAUUUCAAAAGAAUUAGUGAAUUUAUCAACAACUACUGCAUCUACUAAAUUGUCGAGCACAAAGUACACAUUAAAAAAAUGAAAAUGCAAC